Messenger RNA from Impatiens glandulifera, 1613 nucleotides. Its product is annotated as LL-diaminopimelate aminotransferase, chloroplastic. Gene Ontology annotation, molecular function: pyridoxal phosphate binding; L,L-diaminopimelate:2-oxoglutarate transaminase activity. The transcript has 10 exons. The coding region runs from base 95 to 1474 and encodes 459 amino acids. The record is from RefSeq and is a predicted model, not a curated record. Lineage: Eukaryota; Viridiplantae; Streptophyta; Magnoliopsida; Ericales; Balsaminaceae. Gene Ontology annotation, cellular component: chloroplast.
AAUUUUCAAGAGAGAAGGAGACGAAGAAGAAAGCCGGCCCUUUUCUACCAUCAUCAACGAAGAUAGGAGAGCAAAUUCACUUCCAGGAGCUAAAAUGUCUUUGAAUCUGCACCUCUCUGCUUCUUCUUCAGCUUUCUUGUCUCAAAAUCGCCUCCAAAACGGACUCGCUUCUACACCUCGUCACGUUUCGACUCCGGCUAGGACCAAUGGCAUUUUUAAAUGCGUCGCCACACCCCCGGCAGAGAUAGCUGUACACAAGACAAAGGUUAACCGUAACUCCAACAUGGCUAAACUUCAAGCUGGCUACCUUUUUCCCGAGAUUGCCAGGAGAAAGUCUGCACAUAUGUUGAAGUAUCCAGAUGCACAAAUUAUAAGCCUUGGAAUUGGUGACACCACUGAGCCCAUUCCUGAAGUUAUAACAUCUGCCAUGUCCAAGAGAUCAUAUGCACUUUCAACUAAUGAGGGAUAUACUGGUUAUGGAGCUGAACAAGGUGAAAAGCUAUUGAGAGCUACUAUCGCUUCAACUUAUUACGGGGAACUUGGCAUAGAGGAAGAAGACAUAUUUGUUUCUGAUGGUGCCAAAAGUGACAUAUCCCGCCUUCAGGUCCUCUUUGGCUCCAAUGUUACAAUGGCAGUGCAAGACCCAUCAUACCCUGCCUAUGUUGACUCUAGUGUUAUUAUGGGUCAGACUGGAUUGUAUACGGAUGAUGUAGGGUUUUCAAAAAUUGAAUAUAUGAAGUGCACGCCAGAGAAUGGCUUUUUCCCAGAUUUGUCAAAAGUUGCUCGAACAGAUAUCAUAUUUUUCUGUUCACCUAACAACCCAACUGGUUCUGCUGCUACAAGAGACCAAUUGAUUCAGCUAGUACAGUUUGCCAAGAAGAAUGGAUCAAUCAUAGUCUAUGAUUCUGCAUAUGCAAUGUAUAUGUCGAAUGACAACCCAAAGUCCAUCUUUGAAAUUCCUGGAGCCAAAGAGGUUGCGAUUGAGGUUUCGUCAUUUUCCAAGUAUGCUGGGUUCACAGGAGUCCGUCUUGGUUGGACUGUCGUUCCAAAAGAACUUCAGUUUUCAGAUGGUUUUUCAGUUGCAAAGGACUUCAACCGCAUAGUUUGCACUUGCUUCAAUGGUGCAUCUAAUAUUGCACAAGCUGGUGGUUUAGCAUGCCUUUCACCUGAAGGCCUCGGGGCAAUGCAUGAGGUGAUUGGUUUCUACAAAGAGAACACAGAAAUCAUAGUAAAGACAUUCGAGUCUCUUGGUUUCAAUGUAUACGGAGGAAAGAAUGCCCCUUACGUGUGGGUUCACUUCCCUGGUCAAAGCUCAUGGGAUGUUUUUAGUGAGAUUCUCGAGAAAACCCAUGUCGUUACUACCCCUGGGAGCGGCUUUGGACCUGGAGGGGAGGGCUUUGUCCGGGUGAGUGCCUUUGGUCAUAGGGCUAAUGUUUUGGAGGCUUGCAAGAGAUUCAAGGACUUGUACACUUGAAAACAAACAAACCAUCAUUAUUUUUCAGUUGCUUUUUUUGCUGUUAUUGGGGGUGUUGUAGGAUAUCAUCUUGUUUUGGAAGUUUUCCAGACACAAUAGACAGAGUAUUUAUUUGAAUGUUACAUCUAUCUUUCUUCUA